Molecule: messenger RNA, 2685 nt
Organism: Penicillium malachiteum
Lineage: Eukaryota; Fungi; Ascomycota; Eurotiomycetes; Eurotiales; Aspergillaceae
Product: putative telomere silencing protein Zds1
Exons: 3
Coding region: 1-2685 (894 amino acids)
Biological process (GO): establishment of cell polarity; positive regulation of G2/M transition of mitotic cell cycle
Cellular component (GO): cell septum; cytoplasm
Source: RefSeq, a predicted model, not a curated record
AUGUCCUAUCCCGCCAUCCUCGCUUCCACGACUGCCCCUGAGGCUGGCGGAGGACACGCGACGCGGAGACAUGUACCCCAUCUGUCGAUUAGCGAUCCAAGCCACCAUGUGACCGAGGCGAUCGGGCAUAUGUACGACGAUGACUACGACCGUAAUGAUAUCAGGCGCCUGAGCUAUAUAUCAUCUCCUCACGCCGAAUCCAUCACAACCAUCCCGCGAGGUCCCGCAAGCCCCAACUCUUUACACACAUCUCAGCCGAGUUCACCGAUCGAGGGUCAGCACAAACAGACAAAUGGACAUCUGCGCCCACCACUGGCUACUCACCGGUCCUAUGAUCGGGACAGUGAUCCCGGCUCCAGCGAGUUAACUCGAUCACCCUCGGAAACCGCGACAUCCUCCUUCCCUCUGAACGAUAUUAACUACGAAUCAGACCCCGCCGCCGUCGUCCAGGAACUGAACAACCUAGCUGCGAUCCGGCGAAUGUCAAUGGACGUCGCCGCGGCUGGUGAUCCGGAUCUUCCAUCCUUUAAUAGCAAUUUCUCUAUUCCGUCUCUCCCUCCUUCUCCCUCCGCCGACGAAAAUGAUACAUCACGGUUAUUUUGGGUUCCCGCGAGUUUACAUCCCGAGUUGGCACCCAAGGAAUUCAAGUCAUUCCUUGAGAGUAAGGCCGAUUUGAUUAAGCGGAAAUCGGGCGAUUAUUCUGCUCUUGGGCCGGAACGUCAAGGAUCGCAAAGCAGUCUUCGUCGGAAACGGUCAAUGCUGUCGAAGCAGAUCGAUAACUCUGCAGGUUAUACAGAUGGCGCUGACAGGUUGGAGCAUCAGCGCUCACAGGCUGGUAAACGAGAUGGAAUGUUGAGUCCCAACCUGCAACAACUGGAAACCUUGGUAGAUGACUCUUCGGCCACGUCCAAAGAUACUCUGAUCCAAGGAAUGCAAAAGGCAAGCAUUGCCGCAAGCGAAGAUAAGCCAAUUCUGCCACCAGCGCCUCCAGGGCAUAGUUUGCGGCGAUCGACACGCACACAGUAUCGGAAGGGAAGUUUGAAAAAGGGCGAGAAGCCUCCCUACUCCAAACGAAUAGGCAGGGGUCUCUCGGAAUCGGCAGAUUCCGCACCAUCGAUCCUCCCCUCGCCCAAUGACGCACCAAUUCUUGGCUCUACCCGUGCUCCAUCGGAUUCAGCUCCAAAAACCCGAGCAGCACGGGCUGGAUCGGCCUCCUCUCGGAGUACGGCUUACACUCCGGGAUCAACGACCAGUUCAACAUUCGACUCGAUUAUUGACCAACCGGAAGCUGAGCAGGAAGCAUCGCAGACGCAACAGGACGCUGCAUUCAAUCAAUCAGACGUGGAGGCACAGGCAAGUGCUGCCACUUACGCCCGACAAUGGCAAUCACGCACGAACUCCAACGGCCGAUCGACGACCACCGUACCCCUAGCUGAGCAAACAGUUCCCGUUGUUGCUGAACAACAAAUCAGUGAUCCAACUCGCACGCCAUCUAACGCAUCUUCACAAACAAGUCGGUCAUCAGAACGUGUAUCAGAUCGUGAUGCCACUUCCUCACAUUCCUCCAAGACAACCUCGCCAGGUGACACGACGCCAAGCAAGCGAUCCUUGAUGGGGCCGAGUCGUCAAGGUAGAGAGACGACGCCGACCCUGAAUGAUUUCGCCAACAACCCGCAAAUGAUACCCGGAAACAGCACUCGCACAGAUAGCCUGUCUUUUAUUCCAACCAUCCCCGAAGAACGCAGAUCCGAUGACCGCAAGACGGAGGGGAAGAAAUCAAAGAAAGAUGAUGGCGGCCGGAAGUCCAGCUGGCAUUGGUUAUUGGGAAGCGAGGAGAAGGAGAAAAGGAAGGAGAAAGACAGUGAUUCAAGGAGAGCCAAGUCGAAGAUCUCAGAGAAGGUUCAUAGCAGCAACUCGCGCCCAGAAGCACCCGCUCAACAAUCAUCUCUGGAUAGCACUCCCAAAGGCCGAGAAAGUCUUAUUCUGGACCGUCUUGAUCCGAAACUCGAGGAGGAACGACGCAAGGAUGGCGUUCGAAGGGCAUCGGGAGAUAAGAAAGAAAAGGAUGGAAUUUUCUCAUCGAUAUUUGGCGGUGGGAGAAAGAAGCAUGGUGGAGAGAGUCACCAUCAUAGAAAGAACUCGUCUCGAAACCUGUCUCCUGACCCGCCAGUGCGGGAGCUGCGGGCUGAUGUGGACUAUCCUUGGACUCGUUUCUCCAUUCUGGAAGAGCGAGCGAUUUAUCGGAUGGCUCAUAUCAAGCUGGCAAACCCUCGGCGGGCUCUCUACUCUCAGGUAUUGCUGAGUAACUUCAUGUACUCAUAUCUGGAAAAAGUGCAACAGAUGCAUCCUCAGAUGGUUGUUGCCUCAGGGUCCCAGAGAUCAUCCAGGUCUCGAGAACGGGAACAACAGCAACAACAACCAGAUGAGUACCUUCAAUAUCAGCGAUACCAAGAAGCACAAGAGCAGCAACAACAACAACAACAACACUAUGGAGACAGUGGUUAUGAUGACGGGUCUAUGUAUGAUUACGAUGAUGAUCCACGCGAUCGCUACCAGGCCCACGGACAUAGUAAGCAUGGUUACGAGAACGGCCAUUCUUACGACUCGGGCCAUUACCAGUAUGAUCAUUCGUCCUUUGGAGAUGAUGUUCAACUGGAUGAUGACGAUGACGAUGAUAUGUGGUGA